AUGUCGCCCCGCGCCGACCUGUACUCGAAGAAGAUGGGCGAGCUCCUGCUCAAGGGCUGGCGCAUGCUGGAGGAGGAGUGCCCUCUCACGCACGACCUCACCGAGUGCGCCAAGCUACUCAGCCGCGCCGCAGCGCCGCCGCCGCACGGCCUCGUCGAGACGAUGGCCCAGUGCGCCGAUGCGCUCGCCGCGACGGAGCGCGCAAAAGCGCUGUACCGCACGGGGCCGGGGCCGCAUUGGGGGGACUGA
This is a messenger RNA of Emiliania huxleyi CCMP1516, 249 nucleotides long. RefSeq lists its product as hypothetical. The record is from RefSeq and is a predicted model, not a curated record. The transcript is spliced from 2 exons. Bases 1 to 249 code for a protein of 82 amino acids. Lineage: Eukaryota; Haptophyta; Isochrysidales; Noelaerhabdaceae.